Molecule: messenger RNA, 1074 nt
Organism: Fusarium keratoplasticum
Lineage: Eukaryota; Fungi; Ascomycota; Sordariomycetes; Hypocreales; Nectriaceae
Exons: 3
Coding region: 1-1074 (357 amino acids)
Source: RefSeq, a predicted model, not a curated record
AUGGGAGGCUUUUUGAUGCCCGAGCACUACAAAUUCUACAAGCCCAGUGUCAAUGAUAUGAACAUUGCGAGUAUCGCUUGGGGGUUCUCUCUGGGUGUGUGCAUCUUUACGGGCGCAAAGGGUGCGAGGCAGACGGUCAAGUCAUGGAAGCGUGGUAUGAGGACAAACAUCUAUCUCAUCCUCUUGUGGACGGAAUGGUGUAGCAGCACUAUCAUGUCCGCCAUCACCUGGUCAUAUCUCCGCGAGUACAUCAAGCCUAGCUUUGCCGUCUUCUUCGUUAUCGUCUUCCUCUGGGCCGUUCAGAUUCAAACCCUACUACAGAUCAUCAUCAACCGAAUCUCGAUUCUAAUGGUAGUCCGGCAAAAUGCGUGGAAGCUCAAGCUUGGUGUCUUCCUGACUCUUCUGUGCAUCAACAUCAGCGUCUUCUGCGUCUGGAUACCUGCCCGAUUACAGAUCAGCCAAAAGUGGAGGGAUGUCAACAAUGUCUGGGAUCGAGUUGAGAAGGUCAUUUUCUUGCUGAUUGAUGCGGCCCUCAACUUUUACUUUAUCCAUCUGGUCCGAUCUCGACUCAUCGCCAACGGUCUUACCAAGUACAACCGACUGUACCGAUUCAACUUGUUGAUGAUUGGUGUCUCCAUCACCAUGGAUGUGCUUCUGAUCGCCAUGAUGUCUCUCCCCAACGAUAUCGUCUACCUCCAGUUCCACCCCCUCGCAUACCUCGUCAAGCUCCACAUCGAGAUGAACAUGGCAGAGCUCAUCACCAAGGUCGUCAAGGCUAGCAACCCCAACGGGUACGACUACUCUGGCUCGCGAAGUCGAUCGAACCCCAAGAGCUCCCAGCACCGUACCAUCACCGGCAAGAAGAUGGGAUCCGUCUUCCCAGCCGGCAACACAACCUAUGUCGAGGCUGGAGAGGACAUCGAGCUGCCCACCAGAGAGGAGCCUGGUAUCCAGGUUUCCAAGACUACUCAGGUGGUGGUCAAGCAGACGGCGCCACAGGAAUAUGACGAUCCGGACUUUGCUAGCGAAUCGAGUUCGACGCGACAGCUGAAACGGGAGCACUUUGCGGUCUAA